Molecule: messenger RNA, 1815 nt
Organism: Cylicocyclus nassatus
Lineage: Eukaryota; Metazoa; Nematoda; Chromadorea; Rhabditida; Strongylidae
Source: the annotation of a GenBank genome assembly
AUGAAAGAACAUCUGUCGAAGUGGAAGGAUGAAGCAGAAAGAGUGCAAGACGAAGCUGAAGCUCUGCAAAUUUUGGCUGCAACAGUUGACCAGGCUCUGGAGCAGACUAAAAUGUGGAAGAAUAUCUCAGGUUUGCUUAUGGAUGAAAACAAAAAUCUCCAUCGCGAAGUGGAAGACUUGAAUAAAAGGAUGGCCCUUGCUUUUCUUGUGAAAGAAACAGAGCACAGAGAGCGAGGAGUUUCACUGAAACUGCCGGAGGCUGAAAAGGAAAGUGAUAAAUGGAAGGCAAAAGUGCAGCAGCUACUAGUAGAUAUUGCAAAGCUUCAGGCUCAGCUACUCGAAUCAACCAGAAAGGUCGCGCAUCUGGAAGUUGAACUCGAAAAAUCGCGACAACAAGAAAAGAACAUUGCGUUAGAUUUUGAAAAGGUUGUGGGAGAAGCAAACAUUCGGGAAAAGGAAAACGAUUCUCUUCUCAACUUGAACAAGGGCAUUCAGCGUCAGCUACAAGACUCCACUGAAAAAAUAAGCGAGUUAGAAUCCGCCUUGAAAGAAUCGCAUCAACGAGAGGAGGAGCUCUCAUCUGCUUUAGAAAAGGCUAUGGAACAAACAAGAAUGCAGAAGAAAGAGACGGAUUCAUUGUUAAAGAGAAAAAGGGCUCUUUCUCAGCAAGCGCAAGACUCGAAUAAGAAGAUAGCAGACCUCAAUCUUGCGCUAGGAAAGCUGAAACAACGGGAGCAAGAGUUAUCAUCGAGUUUGAAUAGGGAAGUAGAGAAGACAAAAAUUUGGGAAAAAGAAAGGGCAUCACUAUUCAAAACGAUCGAAACCCUCCAAUGUCAGCUGCAAGAGGAAAUGGGAAAGGAGAAAGAACUAUACUCUACACUCAAGCAGUUGCAACAACGUGAGAAGGAGCUUUCAUCUGCUUUAGAGAAGGCUUUGCAACAAAAGAUUAAUUUGGAAAAAUGGUUUUCCUCAUUUUUGGAAGCGAACAAGACUCUUCGAAAGCAGCAGCAAGAGUUGACCAGCAAGAUAGAGGAGCACAAUCUUGCACUUGAAAAUUCGCAACAACAAGAGCAGAGACGUUCAUCUGCAUUGCAAAAGAAGGUGUGGAGGAAUUUCUGGGAAAUAGAUGAUGAAGAACUCUCCGAAACAGAAAGUGGAGUGGCGGAAGAUGAUUUCUACGACGCACAAUAUGAUGAGGAUUACUCAAGUUCUUACGACCCUGAUGGAGAACUUUCCGGAGGAGACUCGCAAAACGAGCAGUACGGACCUAAUGAAGUGACCAGGGAUAACUUCGCUGCCAAUAAUGAUGAUGUACAUCACGAGAUACCAGAAUACGACACGGACGAAUAUUCUUCUGUGGAUGAUGACGAAGAAUUCAAGUACGAACAGUACGACACAGAUCAAUCGCAUUAUGUCCGUGUCUCAAACUUCAUGGAUAAAAACCGACAAAGCUUUCAUAGUGAUAGAAUAACAGUAAGACCAACACAGCACAAUCAUGAUUGUUUCCAGAUAGCUCGAAAGAUGAAGUUCGCAACACUCGUGGUCACAUUAGCAAUUAUGAGCAGCGCUCUAGGCAAAGGAAGAGGAAUGCUGGGUUUCGACACGGGUUGUGGUGAGAAUGAGGUCUACGAUAAUUGUUUCAACGGAUGUGAACCGACGUGUAAUUCACCUGUGGUUGCAUGUAUUCUAUUGUGCGGACCAGGAGGAUGCACUUGCCAGGGUGGAUAUCUACGCAACAAAAACGGAUUGUGUGUGCCAAAGGAGUUUUGUGAUGGCGAUAUCAAGUCAAAACCCGAAAAAAGGGCACUAUCGUAA